GGUUUGGUGCUGCUGUUUCGGUGCUGCUGUGUGGCUCAGAAGCGGAGUGGCUCUUCAUCGCGCUGUGAGGAUAAACACCGCCGUGUUUCUCUCCAUCACAGACUGUAGCGGAGGAACACACAUCACACCCUGGGAUUUUGUAACGGAGCUAUUGUGUGAGAGCGCGGGGCUGUUUCGGAAGCGCGCGUGCUACCGGAGAGGAUCAGCGUGUCUCCGGCGUGUCUCCGGGAGUGUGCUCUUUCACAGUUUUGUCAUUGUCUCUUGUCUUUCUUUUUACGGGUGUUUUGAGAACGGUCAGCUCAGUUUCCAUCAUCGCUUCGCCUGCAUUUUCCGGUUGCUGAUUAUGCAGCCAGUGCAGUCGGCUCAUUAAGAUUACACAGCGUAAGCAGAAGAGGGAGCAACUCACCUCAUCAUUCUGGAGCGUUUGACCCUCCGGCAGCCGGCUGUUUACACACCAGAGCAACAGUGAAUGUUAAACCUCUGGUGGAAAAUCUCCAGUUUAAAUGAACCCUGACACACAGAGACUCGCUCCCAGAGCUGGAUUAAUUAAAGCAUAAUCUUAUUCUUUGUUGAUUUAAAAUACUGACUAAAUUGUUUUUUUUGCCAACUUUUAAAACCAAGUAUUUUUUUAACUUGAUGUAAUUUUUUAUGCGGGACUUGUGGAUCUUGGAUUGACUGAAAAUGAUCUACCUGUCAUCCAGGAGGCUUCAUGCUAUUAUGCUGAUCUUCUGCCUAGUUUCUUUUGCCACAUUUUUACUGAGAGAUCACUCGUUUCUCCUCAGCCCGCUUCAGAACAUCAUUAACGGGCCGUGUGGGUGUCGGCCCUGUAUUUGGGCCCCGGAGGAGGAAGACGCAUGGUUUAGUGAGAGGUUUAAUCAGUCUUUUCAUCCUCUGCUGUCCAGGUCAAACAGCGAGCUCAAUGAUGACACCUACAGGUGGUGGCUGUGGCUUCAGGCUGAGAACAACCCAUCCAACUUGAGUGCAGUGAUGGACAGGUUAUUUCAGGUCAUCCCUGGAGAACAGCACUACAUGGAUGCUGGACCUUCCCGAUGUCGCACAUGCUCAGUGGUGGGAAACUCUGGAAAUCUCCUUUCAUCCCAUUACGGCAAACUGAUUGACACCAGUGACUUCGUCAUCCGGAUAAACAUGGCUCCCACACAGGGUUUUGAGCGGGAUGUGGGCUACAGAACCACACACCAUGUGAUGUAUCCUGAAAGCGCAGUGGACCUGCAGAACUCCAGCACCAUCCUGCUGCUCGUCCCAUUUAAGGUGUUGGACCUGGAGUGGCUGCUCAGCGCUCUGACCUCUGGACACAUCGACUUCACGUAUAUGCCCGUCAAAAAACGGAUCGCUGCUAACAGCCAGAAUGUGUUGGUGUAUAACCCCUCGUUUAUGAAGUAUGUGUAUGAGGUGUGGUUGGAGAAUCACGGCCGUUAUCCGUCCACCGGCUUCCUCUCACUCGUCCUCGCCCUGCACGUCUGUGACCAGGUGAAUGUUUUUGGAUUCGGAGCUGAUCAGGAGGGGAACUGGCACCACUACUGGGAGGAGAACUUGAUGAAUAGCGCCUUCAAAGAGACAGGCGUCCAUAACGCAGAGUUCGAGUACAACAUCACGCAGCUACUGGCUCAGAAAGGCAAAAUCAGACUGUUUAAAGGCUUCUAGUCUUCAUCCAGCUGGGAGGAGUAGUUAGAGACGCACAAGAAAGAUCUCGAUAGCGUACUCCAUUCAGCACAUGCUUGAUCCAAAGUGAAGGCCGAGUGAAACAGGACGUGGUCCAACACACAGCGGUGAAGGGUUCUGCUCUGGGGUCCUACAGUGUUUCUGAGGCUGAGACUCGAACUCACAACCUCCUGGAUCAACAGAUCAUCUUCACCAACACCAUCAUGUAUUUCAUGGUCCAUCCUGUUGAUUUCUGUCUCACACACUUCCAGGUUUGGGUUCUCAGGUUGUAGAUUUAUUUUUAGUCAAUUCUGAGUUGAAUGGGGUUCAUUUUUAUUUAUUUUAAUUAUUUCCUGGUUCUCUGGACUUGUGUGAAGCAGAAAGUCCUGAACACAGCCUUCAUAUGGAAAACUCCAGACAGAGAGAGCGAGAUCUGAAUUUAAUUAUUCUCUUAAUGUAAUUCAGUUCAGCUUUAUUCUUUUCUACUCACCUCCCAGUUUUCAGAUUUCAGGUUUCUUCUUUUUUAGUCACUUCCUGGUUCACUGGACUCAACCAGAACCUGAUGGAACUGCAGACUUCAGAGUGAUCGCCAAAGACUUAUAAUAACCUCAUGUUCUCUGGAAUUCUGUUUUGUUUUUUUCUUGGUUCUUGGUUGAAGCUUAUGAAGAUUUAGUUACGUUUGGUUUUCUGGAUGCAUGGUUUAUCAUAUGCUAUUACUUUCUGGUUCUCGGAUUUCAGUGGUCAUUUCAAUUUUGAUGGGCCAGCUUUAUAGUAUUCCUGAGAUAGGAACAGGGUCAGCUGUGAUCCCUGACCAGGACAAAGCAACUCAUCAUGGUGAAUGAAUGUAAUAAUGAUUGCUUCUCUACACUUCAGUUUUAUUUAUUUUAAUUAUUUUAGUUAUAUAAAUUUGGGGUUGUAUAUAUUUUUAGGUAGUUGCUGCUUCUCUGAAUGUCUGGGCAUAAAAUGUACUCUCUCUGUCUCUCUCUCUCUCUCUCUCUCUCUCUCUUCUUCAUCUGUCCAGAAGCAUAUUUACAUUUGCAAAGGAUUACAGGUAAGAGCAGGUCAUAGAUCAUGCGUUACUAGCCUCAGAGGCUCCGCCCAUGUCCUGCAUCACAGUCAUGCAGGCUGCAAUUUGAUUGGCUGUAACAUGCACUGGUUUCCAACACAGUGAAAUCAAAAAUAAGUGUCCUUUUACAUUGAGGAUAUAGUCACUGUAUUAAAACUAAAAAGAAAAAUAAAUAAAUAGCAAGCUUGAAAACUAGAGAUCAGACAAAUCAGUACAGAGAAACAGUCAGAGAGAGAGAUAUACAGACAGACAAAGAGAAAAAGAGACAGAGAGAGAGAGACACAGAGAGUGAGAGUCAUGAAGACAGACAGAGAGAGAGUGAGUGAGAGAGACAGAGAGAGAGAGCCAGGGAGACAAACAGAGCAACUGACAGACAGACAGAUAGAGAGAGAGAUGUUUUGAGCAGGAUACAGUAUAGUGUUCAGACUCCUCUCUUCCUAAGUGCCUUCACUAACACUGUGUUUUAUAAAUCUCCCUUUUUACAUGUACUACAUGAUGAAUUGGAUAAAAAGAAGGUGAUUUGGUUGCAGCACUGUGGGAAUGUAAGCUCUUAACUUUCCACCUUUGUAUAUUGGAUGAAAUAAAGGGAUGCUGCUGUAACACU
Messenger RNA from Hemibagrus wyckioides, 3329 nucleotides. Its product is annotated as CMP-N-acetylneuraminate-beta-galactosamide-alpha-2,3-sialyltransferase 1-like. The record is from RefSeq and is a predicted model, not a curated record. The transcript is spliced from 8 exons. Gene Ontology annotation, molecular function: beta-galactoside (CMP) alpha-2,3-sialyltransferase activity. Bases 682 to 1662 code for a protein of 326 amino acids. NCBI's taxonomy places the organism in Eukaryota, Metazoa, Chordata, Actinopteri, Siluriformes, Bagridae.